AUGCAGUCUGCCCUCCUCCUCGCGGUGAGUUUCAAGCAAAGUCACGGUUUCUUUUGAAAUCGUAGAUUUUCAGCUCAUUGGCUUCGCUUCUGCCGCCACCUACUACACCUCCACCCCAAGCUACAGCAGUUCCUGUGAGUGAAGAGCUCUCCGGAAGGUUCUAGCAAUUCUCAAUUUUAGACAGAACUUGCUCCUCUUCGUAUGACUGCUCCUCCGGACAGACUUGCUCAAACGGACAAUGCAUGAGCUCUCUGAGCUACACCGGAGGACUCUACUCCAACACGUACAACAACAACAACCAAUAUGACAUGAACUCGCAGUACAGCAACCAGAACACCGGAUCUGGUCUCUACUGCACCACCUCGUACUCGUGCCGUUCCGGAGAGACCUGCACGAACAACAGAUGCCAGUCCAGCAACAUGUACUCCAACACGUACUCGAACAACAACGGAUACCAGUACUCUUCCAACUGUUAGUUUCAGUUCUUCUUGUCCCUGACUGAAAGAUCAAUUUUGCAGCUGGAUCCACGUGCCGUUACUCUACUGACUGCAACUCUGGACAGACGUGCUCGAAUGGAGUCUGUGUUGCUCAGUACGGAACCUCCUACAACAACGCCAUGUACUCUUCCUCCACCGGAAGUGAGUUUUGACGAUCCUAACUAUCAAACUCACACCCUCAACCCUCUUCUAUUCCAGAAAAAUGUCUUACCUCUCUUUCCUGUUCUAACAAUGAACGUUGUGCCAACGGUCUCUGUGUGAUUCACAUCCCAUCCAACAGUACUCACCCUUUCAUUACUUUGAAGAUCUUAUCCGUUUAAUUUCAGACUAUUGUACCUAUGAUAGCUCCUGUGGAACCAACCAGAGAUGCAUCAACAACAUGUGCCAGUCGACAACCGGAUCGUCCACUUAUGGAACUGAUAACAACUACAACACCUACGGAACCUCCAACACCUACGGAUCUUCCAGCACCCGAUGCACUUACAAUACGGAUUGCGGAUCCAACAGAUAUUGUUCGUCCGGAUACUGUACCAGUUAUGUGCUCAGACAGAAGAGAAGCUCUUAA
Molecule: messenger RNA, 1062 nt
Organism: Caenorhabditis sp. 36 PRJEB53466
Lineage: Eukaryota; Metazoa; Nematoda; Chromadorea; Rhabditida; Rhabditidae
Source: the annotation of a GenBank genome assembly